Mesorhabditis spiculigera is the source of this 999-nucleotide messenger RNA. NCBI's taxonomy places the organism in Eukaryota, Metazoa, Nematoda, Chromadorea, Rhabditida, Rhabditidae. The record is from the annotation of a GenBank genome assembly.
AUGGCGCAACCACCAGCGAAGCCGGGCCUCGACCGGAUGCCGUGGUACGAGAAGUACCGGCCGACGAAGCUCGACGACCUCGUCUCGCACGACAACAUUGUCAAGUCGAUGCGCAGAUACAUCAAGUCACGUCGCAUGCCCAACAUGAUCUUCUAUGGACCGCCCGGCGCCGGCAAGACGUCAACCAUCCUCUCCAUGGCCCAAGAAGUCUAUACGGCGAAACACGUGUCCGCCUUCGUGCUCGAGCUGAACGCCUCCGAGGAACGCGGCAUCGAAACAAUCCGGCAGCGCGUUCACCCGUUCGCCGCGACGAAAUCGCUGCAUGGCGACAUGAAGAAGAUCAUCAUCCUCGACGAGGCCGACGGCAUGACCAAGGACGCGCAGAAUGCGCUGAAGCGAAUGAUCGAGAAGUAUUCGCGGAACGUUUCCUUCUGCAUCCUGUGCAAUCAUCUCUCCUCGAUCAUUUCCGCCAUUCAAUCGCGAUGCGUAAGGUUCCGGUUCGCUCCAUUGUCCCUCGAAAAAAUUCGGCCGCGCCUGGAGUACAUCAUCGAGACGGAGAAGGUGAAUGUGACGAACGAGGGCAUCGAGGCGCUGUUCGAUGUGUGUGAGGGCGAUAUGCGGCGUGCGCUCAACGUGCUGCAAAGUGCCACGCUGAUCUACGACGUUGUCGACGAGGAGGCAAUCUACAAGGCCGUCGCCCAACCAACGCCCGCUCAUAUCCGCGAUAUUUUCAAGGUGCUGUUGAACGACACGCUGGCUGACUGUUGCCGGAAGCUUCAAGCCGAAUGCGUCUCCAAGUCGAUCGCCGUCGUCGACAUCAUCAAGCGGCUGCACGACGCCGUCUUCGAGCUGGACAUGCCCCCCCAAGUGCACAUCGAGAUCCUGAUGGCGUUGGCCGACGUCGAGAAGCGGCUGUCGAUCGGCGGCUCGGAGAAGGUGCAGCUGGCCGGACUUUGCGCCGCCUUCAUGCAAGCACGUCAUCUAAUCGCCUUGCACGCC